AUGACGGAAAGAGCCCAGAAUGUGAAAAAUGCCUUGAAUUCUGUACAAAGUUUGAAAUUAGGAUUUAAAAAUAUUGUUGAAAACGCAAAUAAGUUGAACAGACAAGUUGUUGUUUUACAAAGCAUAUCUCUGUAUGCCUUAAACAGGCAAAAUGUAAUCAGUAUGUUUGGAGAAAAAGAAGAUAUGAAUACAGGAAGAAUAGAAGUUGAAAAUGAGUAUCUUUUUGAAGUUCUGCCUGAUGUUGCAUUGAAACAAUCAAUCGAAGUAGAAGAAAUACGGAAGAGUUCACAUAUUUCCUGUGCGUCAUCAGACCGAUUCUGGAUCAGAAUGUGGAGACGUGAUACAGAUACUUCAAUAGUUUCACGGUUUGAUAGAUCAGGAAAACAGAUUCAGAGUUUCCAGUACGACGAAUUUGGUGAAUCGCUUUAUAAAAAGGUCUUGUAUUUAACAGAAAAUCAGAACAGUGACAUCAUUGUAUCUGAUUUGUGGUAUGGGGUAGUAGUGGUAAAUCGAGAGGGAAAACACCGUUUUUCGUACAAAGGUCCUCCAUCGGUACGAAGAUUAUCACCACAUGGUGUCUGUACGGACGCUUUAUUGAACAUGUUUGUGAUUACAACACCAGUACUGUUCAGAUGA
Saccostrea echinata is the source of this 636-nucleotide messenger RNA. RefSeq lists its product as uncharacterized. NCBI's taxonomy places the organism in Eukaryota, Metazoa, Mollusca, Bivalvia, Ostreida, Ostreidae. The transcript has 3 exons. The record is from RefSeq and is a predicted model, not a curated record. The coding region runs from base 1 to 636 and encodes 211 amino acids.